AUGCGAUGGUUUCUGGCCAAUGAACUUGCCAACCCAAGGGACAUUGUGAAGGGAAAAGGACAGGGGAAGGGGAGCGUUCCAGCCACUAAAUCAAGACUUCGUCUUGGGCAGCAGGAGCAUUGCACGUCGCCUCACUUUGAUGAUUCCCGCCAGCCCUUGCGUCUCAAUCUCCCGAGCUCAAUGAAACAGGAUUGGGAAAGGAAUCCUCGACGCCUCUCGCGCCCUUAUCUCCAUCGUGACCCAUCUAGCAGCUCACCACCUACUGUCACUGUUGUCCCGCCAGCACCACCACAAUACUCGUCAUCAUGCUUGAGCAUGACGGACCACAGUCGUUCAGCCUCAACACUGCUUGCGGCAGCUGCUAUCCCGUCUUUGAAUUUGCCCCAACCAGCAACCGUUGUCGCAAAGCAGCCCCACCAAGACUACCAACCGCCACCAACGCUGCCCAGAUCAGAUCGCCAGCCACAGCAGCCGAGUCCUCCACUGCCCUUGGAGCUGCUGCCCUACUCCACUCCAGGACCUUCCCAGCCAUUGCAACCGCUACCGGAGACAGCUCCAUUGUUGGACUCUAAUUGUCUUCCACAAGCUGAUGUCCCGAGCUUAAGGACAAAGGAGAGGCAAACGGAUCUGCAAAAUGUUGAUAAGUAUGGUUCGAUAAAUAACGUUGUGCCUUGUUCUCAUGAUGUUGUGGGAGAGAAGAACAUUGUUGAAGAUAAAUGA
This is a messenger RNA of Salvia hispanica, 720 nucleotides long. NCBI's taxonomy places the organism in Eukaryota, Viridiplantae, Streptophyta, Magnoliopsida, Lamiales, Lamiaceae. The record is from RefSeq and is a predicted model, not a curated record.